Messenger RNA from Xylona heveae TC161, 1140 nucleotides. RefSeq lists its product as hypothetical. The coding region runs from base 41 to 742 and encodes 233 amino acids. Lineage: Eukaryota; Fungi; Ascomycota; Xylonomycetes; Xylonales; Xylonaceae. The record is from RefSeq and is a predicted model, not a curated record. The transcript is spliced from 4 exons.
UACUUUUCCAGGCCCUAGCUACCUUAAGCAUUGAGCGACAAUGGACAGCGACGACGAGAGAGACCCCGUGUUUGCGAUCAGCGACGACCUCGUCGCCGUUCCGAGUUACAAGGCUGCGGCAACAUCGGCAUUAGACUUUGGUGGUCUUCUCACCAAACCAUUGACGCUACAUGAGGACUUGAAAGAAGGCUGCGGCGGCCAACUGUGGCCUGCUGGCAUGGUCCUAGGGACUUACCUACUAAGGCUUCACAGGGAAAAGCUCCGGGGAAAGACAAUCGUUGAAUUAGGAGCUGGCGGCGGCUUAGUUGGACUGGCCGUUGCCCUUGGUUGUCCACUCGAUCAUCCGUUAUACAUCACCGACCAAGCGCCUCUACUGUCAUUGAUGGAGAAAAAUAUCGCGCUGAACAACUUGGAAGGACGCGUUAAGCCGGCAAUACUCGACUGGGGAUGUCCUGUGCCUCCAGAAGUCCCGGCUCAGCCGGAUAUUAUACUGGCGGCGGAUUGCGUGUACUUCGAGCCUGCAUUUCCGCUUCUUCAGAAGACCUUGGUUGAUAUGAUUGGGGAUAAUACUGUCGUUUAUUUCUGCUUUAAGCGGAGACGAAGAGCCGACGUGCAGUUCAUGAAAGUAGCCAAGAAGCUCUUCAAAGUUGAGACGAUAGGAGAUGACCCGGAUGCAGAAACAUACCGCCGUGAAAACAUCCAGCUUUGUACAUUGAGGAAGAAACAAGCACACGUGCAAUGAGGCUGCCUAGCCUACACCGACUUUCUCGGUCUUUCAUUAAAGCGAGAUGAGGCUUAUCCAGACGAGCAGCCCAUUUCAAGGCAACAGCGCACGGGAGCCUAGACAAGACCACCUCGUGAGCGACUCCAUUGACACUGAAUGGUAGCAGACAUUAGGCGCCGUGGCGUCCACACUCAAACGUCACCCUAUUGGUUCCACCUGACAAUCUCGCCGUAAGUUCACCUCCCUUUUAUGACAUCUGCAUUCAGGCUCGGAACGAACUUCAUCAAGCAUAUCUAUAUAUUAGCUCUAUUAUUGAGUUCUGAAAGCCCCCGCGGGCGAGAUCCUUGCAGACUAAGGAGGUUUCUUUACAAUUACCCAACAUAUAUCAUGUAGAAAGUAUGAAUAAAUGCUCAUUG